GACAAGGUCCAGGUUUCAGGAGGUCUGCAGGUUUUAAGAAGUCUGGCAGAUUGUCCUAUCAGAACCAGGAUGAAGAGGACUGGUCUGCAGAAUCCUGGACUGGAGAUGUCAGGAACCAGUACCCAGGUCUCUGGCAGGUCGGGGGGGUACAGGUCUGCAGCAACGAAGGUGGGGGCUCGCUGGGCAUCGUAUUCAUGCACCCGCUGGAGACAGAGAAGAAGUAAACUGAAGGGUGUCCCCCUGGAGACGAGGUACCAGGGUCUGGCUGACGACGAGGACAGGGAUCAAACAGACGGGACAGACAAAACCCAGUUGAACAAAAAAUUGCUGAGUCACUUCAGACAGCUGGCCGCCACCGACCUGGACUCAGACCAGGUUGACCUGAACUUCCUGGAUCAUCUGAUAUCAGAUGGAGCCGACCCGAACAGCUCUGACCGGUUUGGACAGACAGUCCUGCACGAGGUUUCCAGGGCAUGGAGUGUGGAUGUGAUGCGAUUCUUCUUGGACAGGGGUUCUGACCUUCACCAGCCGGAUGAGUUUGGGGUCACAGCUCUACAUGUGGCGUCUGCUCUGGACUACAAGGACAUGAAGAAGAUGAAGAUUCAACUUUAUUGUCAUUGCACAGAGUACAAGUACUAGGACAACGAAAUGCGGUCUCUGCAUUUGACCCAUCCUAGUGUUAGGAGCAGUGGGCUGCCAUUAUGUACGGCGCCCGGGGAGCAGUGUAGGUCUACUUCCUGCUGGAGCACAAGGGUCUCUGUCUAUAAUGCUGAGUCAUGUCAGGGUCCAGGACUCAUAAUGCUGACUCAUGUCAGGGUGCAGGACUCAUAAUGCUGAGGCGUGUGUGUGUGUGUGUGUGUGUGUGUGUGUGUGCGCGCGUGCGUGCGUGCGUGCGUGUGUGUGUGUAUGUGUGUGUAGCUGACCCUGAGUCCCGGACUCUUCUGGAUCUUCAGACUCCGCUCCACUUUGCUGCUAAGAACGACUCAUUGUCCUGCAUCAGGGUGCUGCUGCGGGCCGGAGCCUGCAUCAGCGCAGCGGACUACAAAAAGAGGACGCCGUUGCAGCUGGCCGCUUGCAUGGAGCGCAGCGCCGCCGCCCGGCUGCUGUUGGAUCUCGGGGCCGAGGCUGGACUCACAGACUCUGAUGGACAACUCUGCAUCACCGCUUUGAUUGGUCACAUGAGUCCAGUGGCGCAGCUGGCCCUCUCUCAAUUUCAUGUGAUGGAUAGGAUGACCCGGCAGCAGUACUUCUACCUGAACCUGCUUGAACUAGAGAGCUGACCUGAGAUUCACCUGACAGCUGGAGGUGGUGGUGCAGCAGGGGAAGUUGGAGCUCAUCAUGCACCCAGUGUUUCUGGAGCUAAUCCAGGUGAAGUGGAGGCUGUACGGCAGGCUGGGGGCGUGGCUUCUCCUCAUCCUCAACUUCCUGUUCAACGUCUCCUGGACGACCGUCGCCAUCUCUGUGUCCGUCAACAGAGAGUCAGUUGACCGCUACGUCUUGCCACAGGACUGGUGGCGUGUCCUCCUGGUUGUUGUCGCUCUGCUCCUGACCGUACAGGAAGUGAUAAAGGAGGUUCAGGACGUUAUUCGCUCCAACAGGAAGCUUCGCCUCUGGCAGCGGUGGGCGGAGCGUCGUCUCCAUGACGACCUGCGCUGCUUGCAUCCCAUGUGGCCUCAGGAGAAAGUGUUUCUUUUGGAUCAGAUCAAACAGAUUCGUUUGAUGAGAGGAAGCUACAGCCAGGACCUUUGGAACGUCUUUGAUUGGCUGGUGUACUCCCUGCUGGUGGCCUCCUUCAGCGUGCACAUGGCCGACGUGCUGCAGCCAUGCAGCAGCCUGCGCACCUGCAGCCUGCGCCUGUUCUCCGUCAGCAUCAUCUUCCUCUGGCUGCGGCUGAUGAAGCACGUCAGAGCCUUCAGGGUUUAUGAUAACUCUGAGGCGAAUGCGGUGAUGCAGCAGGCGUCCGUCAUCCUGCAGGUCGAGGACUCCAUGUCCGUCCUUCGUCGUUUCUAUGACAACCAGUUCAUCUCCAGGCACUGUGCUCCGCUGGCCAACACGCCCGACGACGGCACGGCAACCAGUCCCCGUUACCAUGACGAGAUGACCCACAUAACCACGCAGAUCAAAGAGACUCUGGAUCAGUUCCUGGACUUGCAGAGGGACGUCAGCGGGUCUUGUUUGAACCAGAACAAAAACCAGGAUCUUCAAAACGAGGACCAGAAUCAGAGAAUUCAAAACCCGGAGCUGCAGAACCCGAACCAGGACCAGGACCUGGAGCUGCAAAACCAGAACCAGGACUUGCCGAACCAGAGCCUGAACCAGGACCUGCAAAACCUGAAUCAGGAUCUGCGGUGUAUCCGGACCGAGCUGCAGCAGCUCCGGUCUCUGGUUCAGUUGCUCGUUCACAACAGGACUAAUUCCAGAUCAGGGCUGGAACCAGAACUGGAUCUAAAGACUGAAACCUCUCAGAAUGAAAAUAAAUCAUAA
Eleginops maclovinus (Patagonian blennie) is the source of this 2484-nucleotide messenger RNA. RefSeq lists its product as uncharacterized. NCBI's taxonomy places the organism in Eukaryota, Metazoa, Chordata, Actinopteri, Perciformes, Eleginopidae. Bases 1339 to 2484 code for a protein of 381 amino acids. Gene Ontology annotation, molecular function: calcium channel activity. The transcript is spliced from 14 exons. The record is from RefSeq and is a predicted model, not a curated record. Gene Ontology annotation, biological process: calcium ion import across plasma membrane. Gene Ontology annotation, cellular component: plasma membrane.